Messenger RNA from Acytostelium subglobosum LB1, 504 nucleotides. RefSeq lists its product as hypothetical. The record is from RefSeq and is a predicted model, not a curated record. Bases 1 to 504 code for a protein of 167 amino acids. Lineage: Eukaryota; Evosea; Eumycetozoa; Acytosteliales; Acytosteliaceae. The transcript has 2 exons.
AUGUAUAAUCAAAUUGUAGUAUCUGGGGUCAACUAUUUCAAUAAGAUCGUCAACAAGCUCAUCUUGAGCAACUCUGUAGCUAAUCUGCCCGCCCCAACAGAUAAGCAGGUCAAACCAGAGCUCAAGCGUGAACGUGAUGAGACUGUCGUCAUCUCUGACGAUGAGGACGUUGAUCCAAUCGUCAAGCGUAUGAAGGCCAUCACCAACGCCUCUAACCUUGGAGACUACCUCGCCCGUCUUGAAGAACAGAGGGCGUGGGUGUUAAACGAGAUUGUGACCCUCAAGUGGGCCUUGAAGCACCACAAUCUCACUUCUGACAUGGAGCUGUCUCUGUAUAAUCAACUGAAUGAGUUCUUUGACUUUGGCCUACGUGCAAGUCUACCUACUGAUGAGGAGAUCAGCCUCUCCAAGGAUAACCAAACUCAGCAAGAUGAUGGCACCACUACGAGCACCACCAGCACCAGCACCACCAGCACCACCAGCACCACCUCGACCUCUGACUAA